This is a messenger RNA of Camelina sativa (false flax), 540 nucleotides long. NCBI's taxonomy places the organism in Eukaryota, Viridiplantae, Streptophyta, Magnoliopsida, Brassicales, Brassicaceae. The record is from RefSeq and is a predicted model, not a curated record.
AUGGAGGCUAAACUAAGUCAAGGCCUUUACCCACUACACCGUUGCAAAACCAUACAUCUGGUGAGGCAUGCUCAAGGGGUUCACAAUGUAGAAGGAGAGAAGAACUUUGAUGCUUACUUAUCUGAAGAUUUCUUUGAUGCACAUCUUACACCUUUCGGAUGGCAACAAGUUGAUAAUCUACACAAGCAUGUUAAGACGAGUGGGAUAUCCAAUAGAAUUGAGUUGGUCGUUGUGUCUCCUCUCCUAAGGACUUUGCAAACUGCCAUUGGAACUUUUGGUGGGGAAUACAAUGGUGUUGAUGCACCUCCGCUUAUGAUCGCAGGUGCAGGAAACAGCGGUCGUCAUACUAUUGGGAGCUUAAAUUGUCCACCAUUCAUUGCAGUUGAAUCUUGCCGGGAGUAUUUAAUUUGGUAUGGUUACUUACCUUUUGGUGUUCAUCCUUGUGAUAGAAGAAGCAAUAUCACCAAGUACUGCGAAUUAUUUCCCGCCAUUGAUUUUUCACUGAUAGAAACAGAGAAAAAAUGUUUUGUGGAAGCCUAA